Molecule: messenger RNA, 1524 nt
Organism: Cydia splendana
Lineage: Eukaryota; Metazoa; Arthropoda; Insecta; Lepidoptera; Tortricidae
Product: nucleoside diphosphate kinase homolog 5-like
Exons: 4
Coding region: 145-840 (231 amino acids)
Biological process (GO): cilium movement; negative regulation of oxidative stress-induced intrinsic apoptotic signaling pathway
Cellular component (GO): cilium
Source: RefSeq, a predicted model, not a curated record
GUGUCACAAAAGUCACUAAUAAACUCUAAAUAAACUAGAUUUUUUCCAUUCCUACGACAAUUUAACUAAUAACUCAUACAAACGUAGGUAUUUAACAAGCAAAUUAAUCAAUCGUUUUUAAUAACAUCGAAAAGGCUGGAAAGAAUGUCAAUCUCGUCAUCAGACUCUGACUUGGAGUUCCAGUCGUACUCGGAGCGCACGCUGGCCCUCAUCAAGCCGGAGGCUCUCGAGGAUGCUGAGGCUAUAGAGAACCACAUACGGAACAACGGCUUCAUAAUACUCGCUAAACGACAAGUCCACUUGACUCCAGAGCAAGCGGCAGAGCUGUACAAGGGCCACUAUGGGCGCCACCACUUCCCGCACUUGGUCGCGCACAUAUCCCGAGGGCCGGUCAUCGCGCUCGUGCUCGCAGCUCGCAACGCUAUACAGAAGUGGAGGACGCUUAUGGGGCCCGCCAGGGUGGAAGAGGCUCAAGCGUACUGGCCGGACAGCCUGCGCGCUUGCUACGGGCGCCGCAGCGCGUUCGGCGAGUACUUCAACGGUCUGCACGGCAGCGACAACCUCUCAGAGGCAGUUAGGGAGAUACACUUCUUCUUCCCCACUAUGGUAGUCGGGCCAAUCCUCCGCCGCUGGCAAGUGAAGGACUACAUCCAGCAGCACCUGACGGAGGUGCUGACGCCUGGGCUGACGGCGCUGGCGCACGAGCGGCCGGCCGAGCCCGUGCUGUGGCUGGCCGAGUACCUGCGCGCCAACAACCCCAACGAGCCGAGCGUGGCGCCGCAGCCGCGCGAGGACGAGCGGUGCCUCACGCCUCAGAGCAGUGUGCUGUCCAAGGAGUAGCUUUCAAGUACUCUAAGCGACUCUUCCACCAUCCCACUAACCCGGGGUUAACCUGGAGUUACCAUGGUUACCAGUACAAUUUGACACUGGGUUAACGGUUUAACCCCGGGUGCAAGUGGCCAUACGGAUGGCCAUUAUUACUUUUAUGUGAAAUCGUUGCGUGCUCGCGGCGAUAUCGUUGCGCGCUAGCCUCGCUUUUAACUCGCUCGCAAAUCGCCAGUGUCAAUAAUUGCGCUUACGCUAGUCAAAAUUGGGUAAAAUAUAUUGUCAAAUUAAUAAUUUAUGCCGUAUUUACAUGUCAGAAAUAAAACAACCAUAACAUUUUCUCAAUUUUUAUUCGUAGAAACAUGUUACAAAUCAGUUUAUCACAGGCUAAAGUGAACCUAUUGAACAAUGAAUAAUAGUUAACAUAGGCUGUGAAUAAAACAAAUUAUACUUGAUUAAGUCUCGAUUAUUUUACGUACUUGCACAAAUAAACUAAAUACCCUCUUAAAAUUAAUCGUUACACAGAAAUUAUAAGCAAAAAAGGUUUGAAAUUGUUAAAAUUUAUGAUAUUUAUUGCUGUGAACUGUGUAAUAUGAGUUAUUUGAAUUUAAAACUACUGUGACCACUACUCGAUCCAUCCGUUUCUAAUAAGUACACUUCUUUAGAAAAAUAUAUCUAUACAUUCACUAGUUUCAUUAG